Molecule: messenger RNA, 2585 nt
Organism: Aspergillus uvarum CBS 121591
Lineage: Eukaryota; Fungi; Ascomycota; Eurotiomycetes; Eurotiales; Aspergillaceae
Exons: 11
Coding region: 1-2451 (816 amino acids)
Biological process (GO): carbohydrate metabolic process; glycoprotein catabolic process; protein deglycosylation
Cellular component (GO): nucleus; cytosol
Molecular function (GO): carbohydrate binding; peptide-N4-(N-acetyl-beta-glucosaminyl)asparagine amidase activity
Source: RefSeq, a predicted model, not a curated record
AUGCAAUCACUUUGCUUUCCCACCUGCCAUCACUUGAUAGCUUUGCUAUUUGUCCUGGUACCGGCGAUUGCUGCUAUCCAGGAAGAUUACUCCCAAUAUGUGAAUGCCCUGAUGGGCUCGGAAGGACCCUUUCCAGGCAAAGGCUAUGGAGGAGGCGAUAUCUUCGUGGGAGGAGCGCGGCCUUUCGGCGUGGCAAAGGUAGGUAUCGAUACUACGGCUGCAAACUGGAGCCUGGCGGUCCUCAACGGGGGGUGGACGCCAGAUGGAAAUGUCACGGCGAUCACCAUGAUGCAUGAGAGUGGUACUGGAGGCGCACCGAAAUAUGGAAUCAUUCCCCAGAUGCCGCUCACAAAUAUUGCGCCUCCAGUGAAUCUGCUCAACAAUUUGACCUACGCCCAGCCUAGGGUUGGCAAUGAUACAGCCAGCGUGGGCUACUUUGCAACAAGAUUGCAGAACGGCGUUCAGGUCGAGCUCUCGGCCUCUCGUCAUGCUGGAAUCAUCCAGUAUAGCUUCCCCGAGGGCGAGAAGCAUGUACUGGUCGAUGUUUCCCAUUAUCUUCCUGGGUCACCCAAUGACCCCAAUGGGCAAUUCUACGUUGCAGGCGAGAUCCAAUUGGAGGAUGAAGGACGAGCUUACUCUGGCUAUGGGACGUAUAUCGGUGGCUGGAACAACGGUGCGCCGUUUACGGUCUACUUCUACGGAGAAUUUUCUAUAGCCCCAGACACAGCUUGGACCUUCUCAGGGAGGAACACCGAGCCGAUGCCGCGUUAUCAGAGCUUCGCCAACGGUGGUAUCAGUCAGCCUGUAUACGGUAACUUGACUAACAAGAAAGCCACAUCAGGACCCAUGAAUGAUCGCAUUGGGGCGCUCUUCAAUUGGAACACGACAUUCGGCGCUCAAAUUAUUUCCAGGGUUGGUGUAUCCUUCAUUUCUGAAGAAAAGGCUCGCGCCUAUAUUGAAACAGAGAUUCCAUCCUGGGACUUGAAUGACACGGUGCAAUCAACUGUGGAAGAAUGGAACCGAGAUGUUUUCAGUAAGACUCGGGUUGCAUUGGACGAAACAGCGAACAUGACGCAUGUGCGGCUGCUCUACAGUUCUCUCUACUUUAUGCACCUGAUGCCGUCCGAUCGGACUGGCGAGAAUCCUCUCUGGCAGUCGAAUGAGCCAUUCUGGGACGACUUUUAUACAAUGUGGGAUAUUUUCCGCUGCACGAUUAGUUUUUACCAUAUAUAUCAACCUGACUACUACGAGUCCAUGAUUCGAGGUCUGAUCGAUAUAUGGAGGCAUCAAGGUUUCCUGCCAGAUGGACGCUCAGGAAACUGGAAUGGAUUGGUCCAAGGCGGCUCCAAUGCCGAUAAUGUGUUGGCGGAUGCAUACAUCAAGGGUCUUCGCGGGGCAAUCAACUGGACUGACGGCUAUGCCGCCAUGAAGACCGAUGCGGAGGUGAUUCCAUACAACACAUGGGACCCCACAGACCCAUCGGCCAGCACCAAAGAGGGGCGCGGCGCCCUGGGUGAUUGGCUCGAGCUUGGCUACGUCUCACAAGAUCGUAACACAAGAUGUGUAUCCAGGACCGUUGAGUACAGCCUAAAUGAUUUUGCGCUGAGUCAAGUCGCCUCGGGAGAGAUGCCCGGUGACCAGGAAAAGUAUUUGAAUCGGUCCGCUGGAUGGCAGAAUAUAUGGAACCCGGAUGUGUCUAGUCUGAACUUCACAGGAUUUCUGGCACCUAGGUUCUCCAACGGCACGUUCAACAGCAGCACAUAUGAUCCGCGGUACUGCGACAAGUGUGAGUGGCUGGACUAUACAUAUGAAGCCGUACCCUGGGAAUACUCUUUCGUCAUUCCCCAUGACAUGGAGACUCUGGUUGAUCUCAUGGGGGGCGUGGACACAUUCGAAUCUCGACUCGAUCUCAUGUUUGCGCCAAAUAUGUCCGUGCAAAGCCUCGGAUCGAACGGAGCUGGAAUCACGACAAUUAUCAACAUAGGUAACGAGCCGGACUUUGCCACGCCUUACCUGUACAAUUACAUCAACAAGCAAGCAAAAAGCGUCCAGAGAUCGAGGGGCCUCGGAUACAAAUGCAGCUUCAACGACGCACUCUACGGCGUCCCCGGCAACAGCGAUGCAGGGGCAAUGAAUUCAUGGCUUUUGUGGCAGAUGCUUGGGAUCUAUCCGGUGGUCACCCAGCCCGUGUAUCUCAUUGCCUCGCCUUGGUUCCCGGAUCUCAACAUGACCAUCAGCGGCAACCAGACACUUCGGAUUCUCGCGAAUGGCUUGGACCAGGGCUAUUAUGUGCAAAGCGUGAAAAUCAACGGACAGGCCUGGACGAAGAAUUGGUUCGAGCACGAGGAUCUCAUGGCGCGUGGGGGCACGAUCGAGUUCGAGCUGGGGCCCAACAUGACGGCUUGGGAGACCGGCAGUGUGCCCCCUUCCCCGGGACAUAGGAGAUUGUGAGUGGGAAAGUUUCCUCUGCAUCGGCUACACAAGCCACAUAUCAGGUGUUUGUGUUGGUACUAUUUUAGGAGCACACCCGAGCCAUGAGGGAUAUGUCAUAUCGUGCACCCUAGAAAAGAAAAGACAUCAACCAC